Molecule: messenger RNA, 441 nt
Organism: Rotaria sp. Silwood2
Lineage: Eukaryota; Metazoa; Rotifera; Eurotatoria; Philodinida; Philodinidae
Source: the annotation of a GenBank genome assembly
AUGGCAGCUUUACAGCAACAUUGGAAAAAUUUAAGUGUUUCACUAGCUGAUGCUAUAUUAACUAUUUCUAUGAAUAGACCUAAAGUUAAUGCAAUGUCUUUUGGAUUACUCACUGAUCUUGAACAAGCUUUUGAUCAUGCUUCAAAAAUUGAUCAUAUUAAAGGUGUUCAUCUACGUUCUGGUCUUGGUCUUUCUGAUAUGCAUGAACGAUGUGUUAAACGUCAUCGACCAACAAUUGAUAAAUUCGUCUUCGAUACAAUUAGCCGCGGUGCAACAGUGCCUCUUUGUUGUUCAAAACCAGUUGCUUGUUCACUUGAUGGUCAUACUCUUGCAUGUGAUUAUAUUGCUAUAGGUACACGAAAACCAUUUCGCAUUAGUGUCACAGAAUUAGCUGUUGGUGUACCAUUUCCUACAAUACCAUUUGAAAUUAUGCGACAUUAA